AUGGCGGCCUAUUCGGAGAGCUGCGUGGACGCCACCGUGCUGGACUUUGUCGCAGAUCUGUCCUUCGCCUCCCCCGGGCACCCACUCCUCUGCGACUUUGCGCCUGAGGUCCCCUUUGGGGACCGAGGCCUUGUGCUCCAAGAGGGAAGACCCAGGAGGUUGGCGCGCUUUGAGGAGGAGGACCCAGAACAGGAGGGCGAAGUAGAGGAAGGGGAGGAGGAGGAGGAAGACGAGCAGGAGAGAGGCGCCUCCCUGCUGGGCCGCCCCAAGAGGAAAAGGGUGAUCACCUACGCCCAGCGCCAGGCCGCCAACAUCCGCGAGAGGAAGCGGAUGUUCAACCUCAACGAGGCCUUCGACCAGCUGCGGAGGAAGGUGCCCACUUUUGCUUACGAGAAGAGGCUGUCCCGGAUCGAGACCCUACGCCUGGCCAUCGUCUACAUUUCCUUCAUGACCGAGCUCUUAGAGAGUUGCAAGAAAAAGGAAACCGGCUGA
This is a messenger RNA of Hipposideros armiger (great roundleaf bat), 492 nucleotides long. RefSeq names its product Fer3 like bHLH transcription factor (gene FERD3L). The record is from RefSeq and is a predicted model, not a curated record. Gene Ontology annotation, biological process: regulation of transcription by RNA polymerase II; developmental process. The transcript has a single exon. Gene Ontology annotation, molecular function: RNA polymerase II transcription regulatory region sequence-specific DNA binding; DNA-binding transcription factor activity, RNA polymerase II-specific; protein dimerization activity. Lineage: Eukaryota; Metazoa; Chordata; Mammalia; Chiroptera; Hipposideridae. Bases 1 to 492 code for a protein of 163 amino acids.